GCAGCGUCACCGUCUCCAUAGCAACGGGUGAAGGUGCGGUAGUGCGAGGAGCGGCCGCCAGGUGACAGUAUAAGCGGUGUACCCGAUCAGCUGUUCACCAAACAAUAACAAGAAAAAGAAAGUGGAAAGUCUAUGACCUGAGAAUUGGUUCAGUCAAGAAUUUUAGCUCAUGUCGCUUCGGCCCCAGGUUAUACAACUAUAUAAAAAUAUGCUGUAUCUUGGACGAGAAUAUCCCCUGGGAUAUGACUACUUCAGGGAAAAGCUGAAGAAGGCUUUCCUCAAGAACAAGGAUGUAACUGACCCAGAGCAACUGAAGAUAAUGAUCGGACGAGGAGAGUUUGUGAUCAAGGAAAUCGAGGCAUUAUACAUGCUACGGUUUGGCGGGUGCAUGGAAUCACUUUUGGGUCUUUGUUUGGAGGACGGGCUGCUUUAGAGCAUUCAGUCUGGAAGCAAGACAUGGGGUGACCAAGACAGGCGGGUGUCAGAGGCUCAAACCAAGACUUUUGCAGCGUCUUUAUUCUCAAAGAGACAACACGCCAUCAGGCAAGUUAUUUCUCUUGCAUUUUAGGGCCUUGUAAUUCUGUCGCCCUCUUUUAUCAUCUUCCUUGCAAUUAGCUGGUUUGUACGAAUAAAAUGAACAAUUUACUAUAA
Procambarus clarkii (red swamp crayfish) is the source of this 651-nucleotide messenger RNA. NCBI's taxonomy places the organism in Eukaryota, Metazoa, Arthropoda, Malacostraca, Decapoda, Cambaridae. The record is from RefSeq and is a predicted model, not a curated record.